Jatropha curcas is the source of this 3599-nucleotide messenger RNA. The record is from RefSeq and is a predicted model, not a curated record. NCBI's taxonomy places the organism in Eukaryota, Viridiplantae, Streptophyta, Magnoliopsida, Malpighiales, Euphorbiaceae.
CUUUAUGGUGUAUAAAUAUCAAUUUGUAACUUUAAAAAACCUUCAACAGGAAAAAAAAUAUCCAAAGCUUGAGACGCUGAAAAGGCUAAUCCAAAAAUACAGAAGCAAGAGCAAGAAGAAGAUGAUAUCACCCCCUCUGGUGAAUUCAUCAGUAAAAACAGCCAUUCCAUUCCCUAAAUUUUUAUCAAAAUCAAAACCUAAAUCAUUUGAAUUAGAAGGAAGACUGAUACUGACAGUGAAUGCUAGAGGCAGACAAGACAAGCCUUUGCAGAAAGGGAGGAAUGUCAGUAUCGAAGCUAUUCAAUCUGUGCAAGCCUUGAAAAGAGCCUAUUACAACGACAACAACAACAACAACAAAAAUAGCAGCACCAACGACGGCGACUCCUUGCGUCAUGUUUUCCGUUCCAAAUUCAGUCGAUUGUUGAAGCUUGAUAUGUUAGCGGUUCUCCGUGAACUCCUCCGCCAGAAUCAUUGCCUUUUGGCUCUCCAGGUUUUUGAAGAUAUUCGGAAAGAGUACUGGUAUAAGCCCCAGCCCUCUUUGUAUAAUGAUAUGAUUAAAGUAAUGGCUAGUAAUGGGCAUUUGGAGCAGGUUCAACUUCUUUGCGCAUACUUGAAAUCAGAAAAUAAUUUGGUGGUUGAAACUGAGGCAUUUGGUGCUCUUUUGACAACGUUGGUAAGUUUUAACCUCACUAGACUGGCAAUGGAAUGCUAUGAUUUCAUGAAAGCCGUUGGAUAUGAACCUGAUAGGUCUACCUUCAGAACGCUCAUCAAUGGUUUAGAAUCAAUUGGUGAAUCUAGUGCUUCAGCUAUUUUAAGGCAGGAUGCCCAAAAAUAUUAUGGUGAAUCUUUGGAAUUUUUAUUGGAGGAUGAGGCUGAGGAUGAGAUGACAGUGAGAUGGAGAUUAAAUGGCUAAUUGAAUUAAUUUAUUGUUCCAUCCUUGAUGAUGGAUAAAAAGUCACCUCUACAUUCCUUCACGUGUAACAACUUUUAAUGUAUCUCAUGGAGUGUCGUUGAACCCCCCCUGAGCUAGUGGGAUUUAAGAGAGUCAGUGGGAUUGCUUAUUGCAAUACCUGUUCAUGUUGGUGGUGUUUUACACAACAACCUUAUGGCUUUUAAAUGCUGUAAGCCCUUGCUUCGUUGUAAGCAUGUAAAUGACUCGUAAGAAUCAUUGCCACAUUUAUUCUUUUAUGCCAUCAUUGUUUAUAGUGACUAUAAGCUUCUAAUUUUCCCUGUUAAGGUUGGUUUUAGAUUUUUAAUCUUUUAAUUUGCAGGUAAGAAGAGUGACUUGUAUGUUUUUGUUCUUUUGAAAAAAUGUGAUAAUCAAUUACGUUUACACCGUGAUUUGAAGAUGGUUCAUUACAUGUGAUUGGCACUUAUUCCUCGUUGGAUAAGUAGCCUUGUGUAUUCAAUAAUCUGUCUACUUUUGAGAGUGUAGAGUUUGCUAGAUUAUUGAUCAAGCAUGUGAGAUGGUUGAAAUCACAAACUUAAUUUAUCCACUAGCUUUACCAUAUACUUUCCAGAAUAACAAAAAGCAUCAGGGAACAGCGUCUUCAAUAAAUAUGUACCAAUUCAAGAUAUAAAUAUAGGCACAAAAACAUGUUUGCUGUAUGUAUUCCUUUUUUUCAGAAAUGAAGCUUAUGUGUUGGCUUCUUGGCAGCAAUAAGGGAAAACAAGCUUUAGAGACCUUAAUUAAUGAUCUAACUUAAGUAAUUGUUUUUUUAUUUACAUUUAACCUGAAAAAAAAAAAGAACAUAAUAAUAUAACACGAGAGAGAGAUUUUUCUUGUCUACAGUGUGAGGGUUGCAAAUGACUUGGGAAGAGGAAAUGCUAAAGCUGCAAAAUUUUCCAUGAAAGUCACAUUGAGCACUUCAAUGUCCAUUGUAAUAUUCUUUUGGAUUCUGUGUUUGGUGUUUGGCCAUCAAAUUGCUUGCUUAUUUAGUAAUGAAGAGGAAGUUUCAGAAACUGUUUCAAGCCUCAUGUUGUUCUUGCUUUCUCUGUUCUGCUAAACAGUGUCCAGACAGUACUUUCAGCAUUGCUGUUGGCGCUGGUAGACAAGAUACUGUGGCUUGUGUCAAUAUUUGCUGCUAUUAUGUGGUUAGUGUGCCAUUAGGAUUUCUUCUAGCUUAUGUGGCUCACUUGCAAGUAACGCAAAUGCUGCCUCAGACAUCUCGAAAUGUUCUUUGGGGAAAUUGCACCAGCCACCAUAAUCUGAUGAAAGCCCGUAAUUUGGAGGGCAGAAAUCUGUGGCAGUGAGAAUGAUAGAAGGGCUACCCUGAAGACACCACAGGAUAUGGUCGACACAUCUAACCUCAAAGCAAGCUCCACAGUUAACUUCAUAUCAUCCUGAACUACAACUUACAUGGUUCAGGUUUUGACUCAUGAAUAUUGUCAUGGUUGCUCUUUUCCUUCGAUCCUGCGAGGUUAUGACUCUUGUACUUGGAAGGAGAUUGUUCGUAGUUUCCAGCAGCUUCAGUCUCAUGUUUCUUGGCUGGUAGGGGGUGGUCAACAAAUCAAUUUAUGUUCUUCUUCCUUUGAUUGCUUUUGUUCAUGAUUCCAUCUUGUGAAAUUUUUCUUUUAAUGGUGAGUUUUCUGUUAAAGCAGCCUAUUUAUCUUUAUUAUUGUAGGAGAUGCAUGUUGGUAUUGAUUUUGUUUCUUUCUCAUAGAUUUGGUUUGUUGAUGGUUUGCCUAAAUUUAGACAUUUGCUUUGGCUAAUUUUGAUUUUGCAUAGCCGCUUGCCGACUAAUUUUUUACAGUUUCAAAGAGGUAUGACUCUUUCUAGUCUAUGUAGUUUAUGUUCUAUGGAUAAGGAGCCUCUAUUGUAUCUUUUUCGCGAUUGUGUUGGAGUGCAGGCAUGGGGACAGCAGUGAAGUUUGCCUCCUAAUUCUUUUGGCGUGGAUGAUAUCGUGAUGUGGCUGCGUUUAAAUUUAUCCUUGCACAUGCCUUUGCGGAGGAAACGGAACAUGCCAAACGACAACGUUUUCAACUAGCGUGCACUUCCUCCUAGCUCUACUUCUAGGUUACAAUUUGCUUUUCUCUUUCGUGGAAAGAGCAGUCCACAAUCACUCAAACAGACUCCAUAGCUGAAGGGAAACUCGCACAGAAGAGAGAGAACAAAUAUGGUAGGGGCAUUCUGGGGAACAAGAGUAAUGGAGAUAGUGAAGAAGAGAUAGUGAAGAAGCACGACUCGGGAGGUCUAGUGUGGAAAAGAAUAAAACUCACUACUACCCGGAAAGCCAACGCCAAGAAGCGACUCCUUAGGGUCUGGCAGAAUGAAGCUGUCUUGAGGGCGUGUGCUGAACCACCACCUUCAAUAACUAAGGCUGAUGUGGCUGGAGUUGUUGAGAAAGAUGGCGUCGACACCCAAACUUAACCUGCAAAAUGAGUGAGAAUCAUAAUCUAGGAUGUCUUUUGAUUGCAAAUUUGAAGCCAGUUUUUGUGUCUGUCUGGUAUUAUUUAUGUUUUAGUCUCUGAUUUUAGUUCAUAUAUCACACCAGUGUAAAAUUGUUUCUAGAUUUGUAAGAUUAUUUUUAUCAAAGUUGGAUUUUUAGUUUUUUGCACUUGAAUACAAAGUUAUGUUACCUUUUUGCGUGUUGUUGUCA